Molecule: messenger RNA, 2252 nt
Organism: Thlaspi arvense
Lineage: Eukaryota; Viridiplantae; Streptophyta; Magnoliopsida; Brassicales; Brassicaceae
Source: the annotation of a GenBank genome assembly
AUUAGGAUCUCUACCUGAAAUUUUCAUUAAACUCCAUAUUUCUAACAAUUUUAAAUCCUAUUCUAAGAAUCCUGUUGCCUUUCGAUUAUCUUUGGAUCUGUAUGGAGAAUUCUCCUAAACAUAAUGUGGUGGAAGGGGAACAAUUGGAGGAGAUGAAAUCUGCUGAGAUUAUCGCUGAGGAAGUUUCUCUUAAACACGAUGUUGAAACUGCUUCUGCAACAUUGGAGGAGAACAAUGGGGAAGAGAUUAAAGAGACGAAAUUUGUUGAGAUCAUUGAUGAUGAAGUUUAUCCUAAACCUAUUGUUGAAAUUGAGGAGUUGAUCGAUGAGAUGGAGUCUAUAGACAUCCACCAAGAAGACAAGACUGUUUCUUUUAAGUUUGAGACACAGCAAGAUAAGUUGGAUGGUGAUGAUCAUGAUGAUGAUGAUGAUAAUGAGGAUGAUGAUAGUGAGAGUUCUGCUUAUUUAAAACAUGACGAUGAAAUAGAGAAAGCUGAUGAAGAAGAAACAAUGGAUGAUAACGAGAAUCUGAAACCCGACUCACCCGAUUCUACAUCAUCCGCUUCUGCUUGGACGGAGAAAGCAGCUGCGAUCAAGAAUUUCGUUAGAGUAAAGAGUGAAGUCGCGGUACAUACAUUAAUGCGCCGUCUUUCUGGGAAAAUGAACGAUGAAAACGCUGCUCAAAAUAUACCAAAUGAUGGGAAAGACUCAAGAGAUGAUGAAUCUCCUAAAGUAGAAGGGAAGUCAUCAUUCAUAUGGAAUCCCUUAAGCUAUUUGAAGAUGAUGCAGAACGAUGAUUCGGUUGAUAAAGGAGAUGCAACGACGACAAUGGAGACAGCAUUGGAGCCUGUAGUGAUGAAAGGUAGGAUUAUACUUUAUACAAGACUAUGUUGUGAAGAAUGCAGAGAAUGUAGAAUAUAUUUGCAUGAAAAGAGGCUUAGGUAUGUCGAGAUAAACAUCGAUAUCUACCCCACAAGAACGCUGGAGCUGGAAAAUAUUUCCAGAUCUUCUUCAGAAGUUCCUAAGGUUUUCUUCAAUGAAGUGUUAGUUGGGAAUUUAAAGAAGCUCAAGGAAUUGGAUGAAUCAGGUCAACUUGAUGCGAAGAUUGAACAUUUGAUAGCCGAAGCACCGCCUAGAGAAGCUCCUCUGCCACCACUUUCAGGGGAAGAUGAUGCAUCAAGUAAAGGUCCUGUAGAUGAACUAGCUUUAAUAGUGCUGAAAAUGAAGCCUUUCAUCGUCAAGGAUCGGUUUUAUAAGUUGCGAAGGUUUAAAAACUGUUUCUUAGGUUCUGAAGCUGUGGAUUUCCUAUAUGCGGAUCAACGUCUUGAAAGAGGCGAGGCCAUUGAAGUUGCUCGAAAACUUGCAAGCCAACUCUUCUUUCAACAUGUCUUAGACGAGAAUCUGUUUGAGGAUGGGAAUCACUUGUACCGGUUUUUAGAUGAUGACCCUAUUGUGUCAUCUCAAUGCCACAACAUCCCUAGAGGAAUAAUUGAGUUGAAGCCAAGACCAAUUGAAGAAAUCGCGUUUAGAAUCCGACUUUUGUAUCUAGCAAUCCUUGAAGCUUACACUUCACCAGAUGGAAAACAUGUGGACUACAGAAGCAUCCAUGGAAGUGAAGAGUUUGCAAGGUAUCUGAGAAUAAUCCAAGAGCUCCACAGAGUAGAACUUGAUGAUAUGCAAAGAGAGGAAAAACUCGCCUUCUUUGUAAACCUUUACAACAUGAUGGCUAUUCAUGCAAUACUAGUAUGGGGACAUCCAACAGGACCACUUGAACGAACAAAGAUGUUUGGGGACUUCAAAUAUGUUAUUGGUGGCUACACUUACUCGCUCUCAGCUAUCCAAAAUGGCAUUCUAAGGGGUAACCAGAGACCGCCUUACAAUCUUAUGAAACCUUUUGGUGCAAAAGAUAAACGUUCCAAGGUUGCUCUGCCUUAUGUCGAACCUUUGAGUCAUUUUGCUCUGGUUUGUGGUACUCGGUCUGGACCGCCUCUCCGAUGUUUUUCGCCUGGAGAGAUCGAUAAAGAACUCAUGGAGGCUGCUCGCGAUUUCUUAAGGGGUGGGGGACUCAUAGUUGAUCUCAAUUCCAAGUUGGUGCAUAGGUAUGGGGUUGAUUUCGGAAAGGGUGAAGAGGAGGCACUGAAGCAUGCAUCAACCUACUUGGAGCCACAACUUUCAGAAGCUUUGUUGGAUUUUCUAGUUGAUACUCAGUUCAGAGUAGUCUACCAAACAUAUGAUUGGGGGCUUAACAACUAA